UAAUUUUUAUAGAAUACUGCAGAGCGGGACUUGUAUGGAAAUUUUAUGACAGAAAGAAAACGUUCUCCUCGUGAGAUAUUCCAUGGAGGCCAUGGUUAAAGCAUAGUUUAUCUUUUUUGCAUACCGUUUCUGGAAAAAGAAACGGAGAUUAAUGACAAGAAGACUCAAUGAAUAUUUCUGUCGAUCACCAAGGCCCUCUUAUUCCAGAUAUUGCAGCACUAGUGUUUUCGUUUCUGGACGUGUCAGAGAAGCAAACUGUUGCUCAAGUGUGUCGUUUGUGGUAUAAAGUGUCCUACCUUCCGUCGUUAUGGCGCGGAAUAACGAUAGUUCUACCUUUGGACUGUUCCGAGGUACUCGUCAAAAGUUUGAGCAAGCGGAGAAUAAGAAAGGUCAACUGCUCUAGAGCUAACAGUGAAGACUUGUCAAUUCUUUUUUCUCAUUUGCCGGAGAUUACUCAUUUGAAUUUGGGCGGAUGCCCUCAGGUUAGCGAAACGUUACUCAAAAUUGAAAUUCCCAAAUUGCACCAACUGGAACAUCUUUCGUUCAGGAGAUGUGGACGUUUGUCAGACGGUGUUUUGGAAGCUUGUGGUCCACAACUCAAGAAGCUGAAAAGUUUUACCAUGGAAGAUUGCGAUAACAUCACUGAGACUGGAUUCCAAGGUUUCAUCAAGCACUUAAGUGAACUGGAAGUGCUAGAUUUAACAUGGUGUGAAGGUCUUACUGAUGGGUGUCUCAAGACACUUGCACUCUGCUGCCCUAAAGUGUCACAACUUAGUUUACGGGGCUGUGACUGGGUUACUGUACUUGGUAUCCGCUUUGUUGUGGAGAAUCUGAAAAACUUAUCAGUACUUGAUUUCAAAUGGAGUCAUGGAAUAACUGAUGGUGCUGUUGAAUUAGUGGCAAAGAAUCUUCCUGAUGUCACAUUUUUGGAUGUUAAGGAUUGUCCAUUUGUGACAAGUGAUGGUAUUGGCCACGUGACAAAGCACUUGAAUAAAAUCAAACACUUGUCUUUUGGUGGGGGUGAUCACAUGCAUUUUGCAAACAAUGUUCAAGACAUUGAAAAUAUGUUCGUGGAUAUUUCCAAGCUAACAGAGCUAAGAUGUCUAGCAUUCGACUUCUGUGAUGGUAUCAGUGACUCUGCUAUACACACACUGAUAAAAAGCCUGCCAAAUUUGAAGGUGCUGGAUGUUGGGUAUGUGGAAACAAUCAGUGACAGCACUGCAGAUCUCAUUGGCUCACACUUGCAGAAUCUUGAGUCAUUGUCGCUCAGAAGUCAAAAGUUAGCAGACAGAGGAGUUGCAAUAAUUGCCAGCAAAUUGACUCAUUUGAAAACAUUAGACCUGAGACACUGUGAAAUAAGCAAUGAUGGCAUGGCAAGGAUGGCUCCAUUUUUAAAGGAUUUGAAGUCUUUGAUAUUGUCAUCCCAUUCCAAACUCACAAACGUGGGGGUGAAAUACAUUGCAAACUUCAUGAAGAAUCUGACAAGUCUUGAUUUGAUGGACUGUUGUGGAGUGACAAACUCAGGUGUUGCAAUUCUUGCCUUCAACUUGACACAAUUACAGCAUUUGAAUUUGUCCUACUGCAGCCGUGUUUCAAACAAAGGUGUUUGUGAGGUAGGAAAAUACCUGAAGGAACUCAAGCAGCUAACAUUAGACCAGACCAAAGUCACGGACCAAGGGUUUGUUUAUGUCAGCCGACAUUUGCCCAAGCUGGUUUCUCUUGGUGUUGAAGGAUGUAAAAUAACAGACAGAGGUCUUAUAAAGGCAUCUGAAUCUCUUUCAAACCUAGAAGAACUUGAUCUUGGUUCAAAUCUCAUCACUGAUGCAGGGGUCAAGCAAGCUGUUGUGCAUUUAAAAGGAUUGACAGACAUGAGUCUGACUGGUUGUAUGUCAAUCACUGAUGCCAGUAUUGAAAGUGUUUUGAAUGAACUGCCGUAUUUGACGCAUCUGGGUAUUGAAGGCUGUCUUCGUGUCUCAGAGGAAGCUGUUGAGAGACUCAGAGAAACAGCAAAAUCAGCCAUUAGUUUCUUUUAAAUUAGAGGCAAGUCAGUCUGAGCUUGGUAUAGUUACCCCCUAUACCUCAAGUUGACAAACUGCAUGUAACAGAAGGUUGAGUUUCCAUGGAAAUGUAAACAUUUUCCCUAGAUUUAAUGAACUACUGUUAAUGGAGAAUAGGUUGAUUAUUGUUUCAUUAAACUUUGUUGGAUGUUUGAUUAAAA
Molecule: messenger RNA, 2218 nt
Organism: Stylophora pistillata
Lineage: Eukaryota; Metazoa; Cnidaria; Anthozoa; Scleractinia; Pocilloporidae
Biological process (GO): SCF-dependent proteasomal ubiquitin-dependent protein catabolic process
Cellular component (GO): SCF ubiquitin ligase complex
Molecular function (GO): protein binding
Source: RefSeq, a predicted model, not a curated record